Molecule: messenger RNA, 429 nt
Organism: Prunus armeniaca (apricot)
Lineage: Eukaryota; Viridiplantae; Streptophyta; Magnoliopsida; Rosales; Rosaceae
Source: the annotation of a GenBank genome assembly
AUGGCAACACAACCCUUUACUGGUCCCUCUAGAACAGUUUGUGAAACUGAAACAGAGCUCCCACGAAAAGAAACUGAAACAGUGCUCCCACAAAAAGAAACUGAAUCAGAGCUCCCGCAAAACAGAACUAGUGAGGCAGAAAAUAGUAAUAACCAGACCUGCAACAUUCAGAAGAAUGUAAUUACCGCAACAAAAAGCAAACGCGCUGGGGUUUUCGACUUCAACAACGAAUAUCAUGAAGGUGGUGCUGUUGAUCAUCAUCAAGGAAGGAAGGUUCAAAACAAAACUGACUACAACAUUGAUGGCAACAAGAUUGAUUCAAAAGAAGGGGAGUUUGUUGGGAUCAGUAAAUUUGGCAACAAGUACUGCAACUCGAGGAAAGACGAAGCAAGAAGCUCGAGCGAAGAAGAAGGAACGAGCAAGCCAUGA